AUGCAGAUCAAAAACAGUCCAGGACUGGACAAGAUUUCUAAAAUAUGUGAAGCUGUUAACAGCCAUGAUGUUUUGAAGCUGUCAGAAGCAGAACAACAAAUGAAGGAAGAACUGGAAAAUAGAUUGUUAGAAAAAGAAGCUACACUGCUUGAACAGUUGCAGGUGCAGAAAGAAGGAUUAAUUGAAGAAAAGGAGAAAGUAGAACAAAGUUUGCGCGUAGCUAUGGAAAAAGCUUUGGAAGAAAAAAAUAAAACUUUACAAGAAGAACUAAUAAAGCAAAAAGAGAAACUAGAAACAGUCAUUUUAAAGAAAGAAACUGAACAAAAAAUGUUAGAAGCACAAUUAAAUGAAGUGAAAGAAGAAAAAGACAAACAGACAGAGGCAGUGUUACAUGCGAAACAAGACAUUUUAACAAAUUUUGCUGAUUUAAUGGAAACUGAGUUACAGUGUAGUAUUUGUAAUGAACUUUUUGUACAGGCGACAUCACUGAAUUGUUCCCAUUCAUUCUGUGCAUUAUGUAUACAACAAUGGAUGAAAAUCAAGAAAGAAUGUGCUGUAUGUAGAGCUCCUGUAACAACAACAAUGAGGGCAAUAUCUCUAGAUAAUUACAUAGAUACUAUGGUUUCACACCUUAGUGAUGAGCUUAAGGAAAGAAGAAAACAGUUGGUGGAAAGCAGAAAAGUUGAACAACAAAAGUUUAAUGAAGAAAACAAACCAAAACCUCAAGCUCCUGCAGCACGAGGGCGUGGCCGAGGUGGAAGACGAGGGCGUGGUGCAAGAGGAGGAAGAGGUGGUGGGGCCAACAACCCAAUAGUUGUACCUGCUGCUAAUCCAUUAACCAAUGCUGCAGGUCAUCAUCCUAUAAUUGUUGAGGAUGAUUUAGAAAUAGAUGGCAUUGAAAUCACAAUAGGAGAUGACGAUGUAGUGGAGAAUAGUAAUCCAUAUGCUGAUUCUGAUGAAGAUUCUAUGGAGAAUUCUAAUUCAUCGGAUGAUUCAGAUUAUGUACGAGGGGAUGAGGAUGCUUAUAAUGGUGGUUAUGGAACUUGUUACAGAUGUGGUUCACGUGGUCAUUGGGCAAAUGGAUGUCCUUUUGGAUGAAAAAGUUGUACAAAACUAUAUGUGCUAUGAAGUUACCCAAAAGUGUUCAAGACUAAAAACUUCAUGCUCAGUAUUACCAAAUGUGUUCAUUAUUAACAUUACAUAUAUUUACAAUGUGAAAUGUUUACAGAUAGUUAUAUAGAUUUAUUUCCAAAUGAUUGUUAACAUGUGCCAAAACCAAGUUUCUUAGUAUAGUACAAAAAACUAGACAAAUACAUUUUACUCUUAUAUAAAUCCUUGUUUUAAAAAGUCCAAAAGGGAACAUACUUUACAUUAUUGUAUUAUUAAACCAAUUUUAAGACGUUUUGGCCAUUGGCCUUCUACAGUUUCUUUUAUUUUUCUUCUCAACUACAUGGCAUACAAUUUUUCUUUUCAAAAUCAUUUAGAUGUUAUCUUAUAUAAAGGUAUGAUUUAUUGGUAGUGCGAUUUACUAUGCAUUAGCACACAUAAGUAAUAAUAGAGUUAAUCUUCAAAUAGCUACUGGUUUUCUUUAUUUGUUGUUUUAUUUACAUUGGCAGUUGAUUGCAAUGCAAUCAAU
Molecule: messenger RNA, 1636 nt
Organism: Mytilus trossulus (common blue mussel)
Lineage: Eukaryota; Metazoa; Mollusca; Bivalvia; Mytilida; Mytilidae
Product: E3 ubiquitin-protein ligase RNF8-like
Exons: 5
Coding region: 1-1098 (365 amino acids)
Biological process (GO): protein autoubiquitination
Molecular function (GO): zinc ion binding; ubiquitin-protein transferase activity; nucleic acid binding
Source: RefSeq, a predicted model, not a curated record